Molecule: messenger RNA, 504 nt
Organism: Linnemannia hyalina
Lineage: Eukaryota; Fungi; Mortierellomycota; Mortierellomycetes; Mortierellales; Mortierellaceae
Source: the annotation of a GenBank genome assembly
AUGUCGCAGCUCGAAAGGAGUACCUCACUUCUCGCAGUGGGUACCGAGAACCAACCUGAGCUGCGGGACAAUCCAAAGGUUCAUUUCGUGGAGACAGCGAUUGGCAAGACUGACCGAAUUUCACGCGACGGAACACCCUUUAUGACUCUUCCUACCAUCAUGAAGGACAAUGGUCAUUUCUGGGUCGACUUUCUCAAGCUGGAUGUAGAGGGCGCUGAGUACAGACUGCUGGAUACAUGGAUGGAGCACUACGAUGAUGUAUUGCCAUUCUCUCAGCUGCUGGUUGAGAUCCAUUUGAAGGAAGAGGACGGGGACGAGGUAUCGUUUUCAGACUUUAGACAGUGGUGGGAGCGAGUGGAGGCGGCGGGUCUUCGCCCGUUCUGGGCUGAGCAGGACAAGUCACCAGAGAGCCUGAUGGCGUCGUUGAAUCCGAUGGGUGAGCCAGUCAAAUUUAGCCACUACAGCUUUAUCAACACUCGAGGCAGACAUAUCCUUGUGGAGUAG